Messenger RNA from Zasmidium cellare ATCC 36951, 660 nucleotides. RefSeq lists its product as uncharacterized. Bases 1 to 660 code for a protein of 219 amino acids. The record is from RefSeq and is a predicted model, not a curated record. Lineage: Eukaryota; Fungi; Ascomycota; Dothideomycetes; Mycosphaerellales; Mycosphaerellaceae. The transcript has a single exon.
AUGACCAACAGCAACAGCACUAUCCUCCAGAGCCUCGAGUGGCGCCGUUUGCGAGACCGCCAAGCCGCUCUCGAGCAAGACCAAAAGGCCAUGGAGCAGGAGCGCAACGAGUUGGAGCAGCAAAAGGCGCAGGUAGCCCGGGCGUCGUCGGCGGUCAAGACGAGGGAGUGGGCGGUGUCGCGGCAGGAGGCUGCGCAGCUGUCGCAGGAAAAGGAGGUGGAGGAGGUGGUGGUGGACGAGGGCAAGGGCACCGCGGUCAGCGCAUCGUGUCGUCGUUGUGGUACGAAAGCGCGAGCCGAAGCAGAAGCCGACCUGCGAGCAUCCGUGUACGAGGAAUUCCGCGCGAAGCAGGACCACCUGGACGCCGCGCACACCGCUCUCGCGGCCGACGAGGCGGCUUUCCGCACCGACGUCGCGGCGUACAAUGCGUGGGCGGCGGCCAUGGUGGCGUGGUGCGCUCGUGAGCGGAGGGUGUUGCGCGAGUGGCGAGAUGCCCUCCGUGUCUGUGCUGGUGAGUGGAGGCAGACAGGCCUGGAUUUGAUGCAGAUGAUGGCGGCCCAGCGCACCGAGGACGGCGAGGAUAGCUUGGCCACACCGCCGCCGGGUGAGCCCAUCCCGUCCUUCACCACUGGUUCGAGCGGUGAUGACUUGGUCGAGUGA